Striga hermonthica is the source of this 831-nucleotide messenger RNA. The record is from the annotation of a GenBank genome assembly. NCBI's taxonomy places the organism in Eukaryota, Viridiplantae, Streptophyta, Magnoliopsida, Lamiales, Orobanchaceae.
AUGGACAAUAUUGGUUGUUCAAAAGGCAAGAAGAUUGAGGCGAAAUGGACUCCACAAACGAAGGCUCAGUUCAUACAAUUGAUGCUGGAAGAAGUGCUCAAUCAAAUUUGCGUCGAAGGAAACUUUAGUACGGCUCAGUGGAACUCCAUUGCGAGCAAACUAAAUGAGCUCUGUUCCCCCGUCCCACCUUAUGAAUUGAAGCAACUUCAUGGUGAGCAGGCUCGCUUGAAGGCAUAUUGGCGUCGUUUCCAUACAAUGCGGACAAGUGCAACAGGUUUUGGUUGGUGUCCAAACCAAAAUAUGAUCACGAGAGGAGACGAGGCUUGGAAGAUAUGGACUCAGAGACACCCAGAUGAUGAAAAUGUGAAGAACAGAAAAUGUCCUCACUACGACGAACUUACCACCAUUUUCAUCGGGACAACCGCUGCUGGUAGUCUGGCUACAGCUUCCACUCAACCGCCACAGGGGAGAACACGGGUGAGGAGGAGUCCAGCUUUCAUCCUGGAAAAUGAGAUGUUGUCUGAGAGUGGUGAAGGGUACACUCCGGAUAGCAGCCAUUCAACUCGCCGUCGUAGAGCUCCAUCGCAGUCCAUUGACACCGUCAUGAAUUCCUUUGCUGAGACACGGAUGGCUAUUCAACAAGCUGCACAAACGAUGACUGAAAGAGCGGUUGUCGAGCUUGAAGCUUAUACAGAUUUGUCGGUCGAUGUUGUCAUGCUUGUACUUAUAAAGUUUGAAGUCCCUUUCAACCUCAGAAUGUUCGUUUCCCUAAAAGUCGAAGCACAUCGUAGAGCUUUAAUUGCCCGUUGGGUUGACGAGAGUUCGCAAUAG